Molecule: messenger RNA, 1812 nt
Organism: Rhodofomes roseus
Lineage: Eukaryota; Fungi; Basidiomycota; Agaricomycetes; Polyporales; Fomitopsidaceae
Exons: 4
Coding region: 1-1812 (603 amino acids)
Source: RefSeq, a predicted model, not a curated record
AUGAAGUUCUCGGUGCACACGACCGAACAAAUGGAGGAUCAGAUUGCUGAUCAGGGCAUCAUCCCUGACAAGCUGACGGGCGAGGAGUCCGGGGAAGAGGAGUCCGGGGAUGAAGAGACUGAGGACUCAGGCUCAGCAUCCGAGUGGCGUCCUGGUAUUGAGAUUCUGUUCAGGCGACCCAUAUACUUAAGCGAUACGGGUCCGCGAUUCCCGCAAGAGCUGAUCGAGCGCAUUUGCGAAUUCCUCUGGGACGAACCGGUCCAGCUAGCGGUCAGCUGCACGCGCAUUUGCCCCGCUUGGUAUCAUGCUGCACGGCGACUUCUGCCAGCGCAUGACAUCACCUGUCGAACCCGAGAGGCCCUGCAAGAUCAUGCGCAUACACUCACAUCCCUUCGUAAUGCGCCAUGUCGCAAACGCUUCUGGCGAGUGAGGAUUUCCGACAAUGCCAGCAAGCCGUUUGCGCACGUUUGGCCUAUGUUCAUUCCUGGAUGGAUACUACCGGAACUGCGUGACGUGGAACUCGUUGCCCUGGACUGGUCAACCAAGACACCGCACGAUAGCUUCUUCAUCUACCUGUCUUCUUACACCAGCAUCUCAAGCCUACAGAUGUACGACUGCAGGUUUCGCAGUCUGCCGGAUCUUCGCAGGGUGAUCAAUGCCCUUCCCAGCCUUACGUGGCUGUAUCUUCACAACGUAACACUACAGCACCCCCUCAGACCGGGAUCGGUCCCCGACCACAUCGCUCUCCGAGCCCGUUCACAUAGGCUCAAGUCUAUUGAUCUUUGCGGUUCCGGACAUGGCGGGCCAGAGUAUCCUGAUGUGUCCUCGGACUACCAAGGAACAACGGCCCUCGAUUAUCAAGCUCUGCUGCGUAUGGUAGUCGCGAACUCAUCCACUGUUACUCGCCUCGCCGUUGACCUGCGAUUCUUUACUUCGACCUCAGCUCUUCAGCAAUGCCUGGCGCAUUUUCGCCGUCUGACAUCAUUCGAAGCACAGUACCGAUUUGCCUCGGGCCCUAUGAUCGCACUCGAGGAGACAGUUCCUGCGCGUACGGAGAACACGUAUAUACACGCAUGGGAAAGCUUUACCCUUAUGAACGUCCCCGAUCAAAGCGCACUGCAGCUUCUGCAGCUGCUCAAUACCCCUGAUACGUGCAGCAAACUGGAGGAGUUGAAUAUCUAUCUUACAGGCCGGCCAUCCGCCACACUUGUAUCAUGUACUAGCCGUGUGCUCCAUGCACUCGGACAUCGGCUCAGGAUUCUUGAUUGGGGAUGCUCGGUGGACCCAGAUGUCGAGGCCACUCCGUCCCUCGCAGGGAAUACGACUCUGCAAACGUUGCACAUAGACCUUCGGGACAUUGCCCCAUCGCCACAGAAGAUACACAGUGCUCUCACCGCCGUCCUAUCAGACAUCGUCAGCGUGGACCUGCAGCACGUGUGUAUUCGGUUCACUCUAGCUUGCCUCGAGGUGCUUCCCCAGGAUCAUGGACGGACACCCACGGUACUAGAUCCUGCCGAGUCCAUCUCUGCCUUUCACGCCAUUCUCUCGCGCGAGAUAUUCAAUGGGCUUCCGCUGCACACUCACUACAGCCCCGUAGAGGUUGUUUUCGAUUCCGGGGACAUACAGGGCAAUCUCGCCGUGGUAGCCACUAUCAAGGCCUACAUGAUCACUCUCUUUACGCCGUGGUUGGAUCGUGGAAUAGUGUCGUUGGACUUCUAUUCGGCGGACAGUUCGGAGAUUAUUACUUGUGUGCCCAUGAGGACACAUCGAGCGAUCGCGGAGGCGAGGAUGUCGAAGAAAACACACCCGUAG